AUGAGCCUCCGAGCCAGAGUCAACGGCCACUCCAACGGCGAAACCAUCGAUAAGCAAGAAAAGGAGACAACCACUUUCAACGAUGGCCAAUCUGAAGAAUUCGAGUUUGGCGGCUCUCUUGGCGCCCUCGGACUCAUGAUUGGAUUCCCCAUCCUCAUGUGGUACAUGUGGAUUGGUGCAACGUCUUACAAUGGCAAACUGCCCUUGCCCAAGGAAAACGAGACCUGGGCCGAAUUCGCUCGCCAUCUCGUCAACCUCGUCUACGAGGGCGCCUUUCCUACCGCCAAAGCAUGGGCCAUCUACUGGGUAUUCUUUGUCGUCGAAAUGCUCAUGUACUGCUAUAUGCCUGGUGUGUCCAUGCAGGGACGGCCCUUGCCACACGAGAACUUCAAGCGUUUGCCGUACUUUUGCUCGGCGUAUACCAGCUUCUACGCCACUAUUGUCAUUGUCGCCGUCCUGCAUUUCACAGACGUCUUUCCCCUGUAUACUGUUGUGGAUGAGUUUGGUUCCAUCAUGACGGUAGCUAUUCUGUCCGGGUUCAUCAAUAGCUUCAUCGUGUACUUUCAGGCCAUUAUUCGCAAUAACACGCACCGGCUUACAGGACACCCCAUCUACGAUUUCUUCAUGGGCGCAGAGCUGAAUCCUCGCAUCGGCAUCCUCGACUUUAAGAUGUUUUAUGAAGUUCGCAUCCCGUGGUUUAUUCUGUUUCUGAUCUCGUGCGGCACGGCGGCGAAGCAAUACGACACGUAUGGAUACGUCUCUGCAGAAGUGCUGUUUCUCGUCAUGGCACACUAUCUCUACGCCAACGCAUGCGCCAAGGGAGAAGAGCUCAUCACCUCGAGCUGGGACAUGUACUUUGAGAAGCUGGGCUUCAUGCUCACGUUUUGGAACAUGGCCGGCGUGCCGUUUAGCUACUGCCACUGCGCAAUCUACUUUGCCAACCACCACCCCUCCGAGUACCGCUGGAACCGAUACACUCUGGCGGCCCUCGUCGUUAUCUACCUCUUCAUGUACUGGAUGUGGGACACGUCCAACAGUCAGAAGAACGCGUUCCGUCAGAUGGAGCGUCAGGGCAAGCUGACCAAGCGCAAUACCUUCCCCCAACUUCCUUGGCAAAUUGUCAGGAACCCUCGAACUCUGGAAACGCAGGCCGGCGAGCGCAUCUUGAUUGACGGCUGGUUUGGUAUAAUUAGAAAGCCAAACUAUGUGCCGGACAUGUUCUUUUCAUUCUCGUGGGGAUUGAUUACCGGCUUCAAGAGCCCAUUCCCCUGGUUUUACUCGGUCUUCUUCAUGGUCAUGAUUAUCCACCGUGCUACGAGGGAUAUCGAGCGGUGCCGACGCAAGUAUGGUGAUGCCUGGAAGCAGUAUGAGAAGGAAGUGCCUUACCUCUUCAUCCCGUAUGUCAUCUAA
Molecule: messenger RNA, 1410 nt
Organism: Metarhizium brunneum ARSEF 3297
Lineage: Eukaryota; Fungi; Ascomycota; Sordariomycetes; Hypocreales; Clavicipitaceae
Product: Delta(24(24(1)))-sterol reductase
Biological process (GO): ergosterol biosynthetic process
Cellular component (GO): endoplasmic reticulum membrane
Molecular function (GO): Delta24(24-1) sterol reductase activity
Source: RefSeq, a predicted model, not a curated record